This is a messenger RNA of Colletes gigas, 1548 nucleotides long. RefSeq names its product oxygen-dependent coproporphyrinogen-III oxidase (gene Coprox). Gene Ontology annotation, cellular component: mitochondrial intermembrane space; cytoplasm. Gene Ontology annotation, molecular function: coproporphyrinogen oxidase activity. Lineage: Eukaryota; Metazoa; Arthropoda; Insecta; Hymenoptera; Colletidae. The transcript is spliced from 2 exons. The coding region runs from base 146 to 1312 and encodes 388 amino acids. The record is from RefSeq and is a predicted model, not a curated record.
ACAAUAUUCUCAUUGUUUCGGUAUAAAAUUAUUUUCAUACGUUUUUUUUACUUUGAAUGAAUUAAGUUGUUCGUGAUUUGUAUAACCAAGAAUUGUAUCAUUUGUAAUAUUUGCAAAUUUACUUGAUAUAAAAAGAACGGUAGCCAUGGUUGCCCGUGUUUUAUUCAGAAAUUGGACUUCUCUACGUUAUUUUCUUUGUAAUUGUUAUAAAGAUCAAAACAAAAUUAAAAGUUCUAAAUAUGUUGGUAUUGGUUUUUUCACAGCCAUCAUGGUAUACAAUACUUCUGGAAAUAUAGUUUUAGCAGCUAAAAAUGAAUUAGAUAUGAAACAAUUCAUGGCGCAACCCAUUACCGACAUGGAGGAAUUAAAGAAAAGGAAUAAUAUGAGAAAAAAAGUAGAAUUGUUAGUAAUGAAAACCCAAGGAGAUUUUUGUAAAGCUUUAGAGUCAUUAGAAGAUCCUGCUUAUCGUUUUAAAGUUGAUCGAUGGAUCAGAGAGGAAGGUGGUGGAGGAAUUACUUGCGUUUUACAAGAUGGAACUGUUUUUGAAAAGGCUGGUGUAAAUGUAUCUGUUGUUACCGGUACAUUGCCAUCGAGCGCGGUGCAACAGAUGAGAGCACGUGGAAAAACUAUGCAAGAAGGACCUAUGCCAUUCUUUGCAGCUGGUGUAAGCGCUGUAAUUCAUCCACGUAAUCCCAUGAUUCCAACAAUACAUUUUAAUUAUCGUUACUUUGAGGUUGAAAAUCAAGAUGGAUCGAUUCAAUGGUGGUUUGGAGGAGGUACCGAUUUGACGCCCUACUACUUAAAUGAAGACGAUGUAAAACAUUUUCAUAGUGCUUUAAAACAUGCAUGUGAUAAACAUGAUCCUUCUUACUAUCAAAAAUAUAAAAAAUGGUGCGACGAUUAUUUCUUUAUUACGCAUAGAGGAGAAUGUAGAGGCGUCGGCGGUAUCUUUUUUGAUGAUCUUGAUGUGCCAAAUCAAAAUGACGCAUUCCAAUUUGUAAAAUCUUGCGCAGAAGCUGUUAUUCCUUCUUAUAUUCCAUUAGUGGAAAAGCAUAAAGAUGAUGCAUAUGGAUAUGCAGAGAGGCAAUGGCAGUUACUACGUAGAGGACGAUACGUUGAAUUUAAUUUAAUAUACGAUCGCGGUACAAAAUUUGGUUUAUACACUCCUGGUGCACGAUACGAAAGUAUACUAAUGUCUUUACCUUUGUCUGCAAACUGGCAGUAUAUGCAUAAACCAGAUCCUGGGUCAAAAGAAGCAAAACUUAUCGAUGUACUACAAAAUCCUAGGGAUUGGUUGAAUAUACAAAAAUAAUAUUCAAUGUAUAAAAGAAAUACUAUCAAAAUGUCUCCAUACAUAAAGAAUAUUAUUCUUGUUAUUAUUAGAAUUAUCAUUUCAAUGAAUAAUAUAAACUAAGAUCUCCAUGAUUUAUUAUAUUUUUUAUUCAAUUAGCAAAUGAAUUUGCAUUGAUUUAUACAAACGCGCGCGUACAUAAGCAAAUAAACAAAGCUAAUUACAAAAAACAUAGUAGUAAUUUCAGUUUUACAAGA